AUGUCCGAUCUUGCGAAUCGUAUCACGAGCCCCGACGAACCGGACAAUGCAGCAGCUUCAGAUGCCCAAGUUGAUGGCGCAUCCGCUGCCAUUGGCGGCUCUGCCCUACACGAAGCCGAAGGUGACGUCGAAGUGACCAUCAGUGGUGAUAACGCUGCUCCCAUCUACUCGGCUGCUACAUGGCAAGACUUGGGACUGCCCGAACCGAUCUUGAAGGGCCUUCUAUCAGAGAAUUUCUUGAAGCCUUCCAGAAUUCAAGGCAAAUCCCUACCGCUCAUGCUUAGCAAUCCCCCCAAAAACAUGGUUGCCCAGUCGCAGUCCGGUACCGGCAAGACUGUUGCUUUCCUCACAGCUAGUCUGUCUCGUGUCGACUUCACCCAGCCGGAACAGCCACAGGCUUUGAUCCUGGCCCCUACGCAAGAACUUGCGGACCAGAUUUACAGAAACAUUCUCAAUAUUGGACGAUUUAUCGAAAACCUCAAGGUUGCGCUUGCCAUACCCCAGAAAAUUCCUCGAGGAGAAGCAGUUCGAGCUAGCGUUGUAGUUGGUACUCCGGGCACAGUUUUGGAUUUGGGCCGUCGCAGGCAGCUUGACGGUUCUAAGCUCAAAGUACUUGUCCUGGAUGAGGCUGAUAACAUGCUGGACCAGGCUGGUCUGGGCGACCAAUGCCUUCGAGUGAAGCGCCACCUUUUGCCACCCGACACCAGUGCCAGUACUCAGGCACUACUCUUCUCCGCUACGUUCCCGGCACGAGUACAGGAAUACAUCCCCAAGUUCGCACCGAACGCAAACACUUUGACUCUAAAAGCCAAAGAGCUCACCGUCAAGGGCAUUUCGCAGAUGUUUAUAGACUGCCCAGACGAAAAUGCGCGGUAUGAUACUCUUUGCAAACUAUAUGGGUUGAUGACUAUUGGACAGUCGGUCAUAUUCGUAAAGACCCGAAAGAGCGCCAGUGAAAUUCAACGGCGCAUGAGUGGCGACGGUCACAAGGUGACCGUACUGCACGGAGAGUUUGACAGUAGCGAGAGACAAGAGUUGCUCGCCAAAUUCCGCAGUGGCGAGAGCAAGGUUCUCGUCACUACUAAUCUGUUAUCCCGUGGAAUCGACGUUUCCAGUGUCUCGAUGGUCAUCAACUAUGAUAUUCCCAUGAAGCCCGGUCCAAAAGGUGAGGAGCCUGAUGCCGAGACGUAUCUGCACCGUAUCGGCCGAACAGGUCGAUUUGGCCGUAUUGGUGUCAGCAUCAGUUUCGUCUACGAUCAAAAGAGUUUUGAUGCUCUUAACGCUAUUGCUUCGCACUUUGGCAUCGACUUGGUGAACUUGCCCACGGAUGAUUGGGAUGAAGCUGAAGAGAAGGUCAAACACGUUAUCAAGAAGAACAGCGCACAAGCCAACUAUGUCCCCAAGGUGGAUGAGGGCAAUCAGGGCGGUGCUGCGCCUGCCUCCUAG
Metarhizium album ARSEF 1941 is the source of this 1446-nucleotide messenger RNA. Its product is annotated as DNA/RNA helicase, DEAD/DEAH box type. Lineage: Eukaryota; Fungi; Ascomycota; Sordariomycetes; Hypocreales; Clavicipitaceae. Gene Ontology annotation, molecular function: RNA helicase activity; RNA binding; ATP binding. Gene Ontology annotation, biological process: poly(A)+ mRNA export from nucleus. Gene Ontology annotation, cellular component: cytoplasmic stress granule; nucleus. The record is from RefSeq and is a predicted model, not a curated record. The transcript has 4 exons. The coding region runs from base 1 to 1446 and encodes 481 amino acids.